AUGCGUUUCUAUUGUCAUUGUCUCAAUGUUAAUAUUGAUGUAUUAGAAAUAAAUGAUGAUCACGAGACGAUAUCACAAUUUGUACCCGUUGAUUUAGUACAAGUUGUUAAUAUACAACAUGAAUGGUUUUUAUGCGAUGUACCAUCCGAUCAAUCGAUACAUAUUACAUGGCAAAGUCUUCUUCAAUCAGUACCUGUGCGUGACAUGAAAUUGAACCGGUGCUUAGGAUGUCAUUUAUAUACACAUGUUACUAAUAUUGCUCCAAGUCGAAUGUUAAUUAAUAAAGAUCUUCUUGAUGAAACAACAGCAAGCACUGUAUAUCAUGAUCCCAGUUAUUCGGAAAUAGCAAAAAUCGUGUUACCAAAUAAGAUGAACAGUAUAAACAUGCCACGUUUAUCUAGUUCACAAGAUGAAAAUAUUCAACGCGAAUGUGAAUUGGCUCAACGAAUUUGUCGUCAAUCAAUAGAAGAUAUAGAACGAGAAACCGAAGAAAAAAUUCGAAUGUAUCAACGAGAACAAGAAGAAUUAUUAGAAAAGAAAACAGAACAAUUUAAUAAAGAAUUAGAUAAAUUUAUAAAUUUAAUGCGGUCAACAUUUCGACAAACACCAAGUGCAAAAGGAUCGCCAACAUUACAAACAUCGAGUUCAUAUAUAAAUGAAAAUAGUACGGAAUCAGGAUUUGGUUCAGAUAUUUUUGAUGUAAAUGCAACAGAUUUUGGUCGACAUUCAUCAAAUAUGGAACGAACAUUAUCUGAACGUAAUACAAAUUUAGAUGAUGAAACAAAUGAUGAUCCUAUGCUUGAUAAUCGAGGUUGGUUUAUUGAUAAUGGUAAUAUAAAUUUUGCAACAUCAUUACCUAAAACAAUUGCUUUUCGUCCAUCAAAUAUAUAUACCAUUCCUCAUCAAGAAGAUGAUGGUAAUGAUGAUAUUGAACGUAUUGGUAGAUCAUUUCGUGAUUUAAGUCGAUCAAUGUGUACUGAUGGUACAGAAGUUUUUGGUGAUUUACCAUCACCAAGACUUAAUGCUCGACCAACAUGA
This is a messenger RNA of Rotaria sp. Silwood1, 1038 nucleotides long. The record is from the annotation of a GenBank genome assembly. NCBI's taxonomy places the organism in Eukaryota, Metazoa, Rotifera, Eurotatoria, Philodinida, Philodinidae.